Messenger RNA from Cryptomeria japonica (Japanese cedar), 1154 nucleotides. Its product is annotated as pentatricopeptide repeat-containing protein At2g13600-like. Gene Ontology annotation, molecular function: protein binding; RNA binding. Bases 1 to 1074 code for a protein of 357 amino acids. Gene Ontology annotation, biological process: RNA modification. The record is from RefSeq and is a predicted model, not a curated record. Lineage: Eukaryota; Viridiplantae; Streptophyta; Pinopsida; Cupressales; Cupressaceae. The transcript has 2 exons.
AUGUACGCAAAAUGUGGAAGCAUAGACAAGGCACGUGAACUGUUUGACAAAAUACCCCCCAAAAAUGUGGUUUCGUGGACUGCAAUGAUCACAGGAUAUGCACACAAUAAUGUUCUAGACGAGGCUUUCAGGCUUUUCAAUGAAAUGCCUCAAAGAAAUGUAGUCUCAUGGAAUGCAAUGAUUGCAGGAUAUGCACAAAAUGUGCUCUUCGAAAAGGCUUUGAAAACUUUCAAUCAAAUGCAAUUGGCAGGUGUAAAGCCAAUGUCCACAACCUUUGCUAGCAUCCUUCCAGUCUGUGGCAAGAUUGGAGCUUUGGAACAGGGCAUGUACAUCCAUCAGAGCAUAAUCAAAAGUGGAUUUUUGUCAGAUAUUGUGGUUGCGAGUGCCCUAGUGGACAUGUAUGCAAAAGGUAAAAGCAUACAUAAGGCCCGCGAUCUGUUUAACAAAAUGCCUCAAAAAAAUGUGGUUUCUUGGACUGCAAUGGUUGCAGCAUAUGCACAAAAUGGUAUUCUUGACGAGGAUUCGAUUCUUUUUAAAGAAAUGUCUGAAAGAAAUGUGGUCUCAUGGAAUGCAAUGAUUGCCGGAUAUGCACAAAAUGGGUUUGCUGAAAAAGCCUUGGAAAUUUUUAAGCAAAUGCAAUCGAUAGGGGUAAAGUUAGACUCCGCAACCUGUGCCAGUAUCCUCCCAGCCUUUGCCAAAACGGGAGCUCUGGAGCAAGGCACAGAUAUCCAUGAAAGCAUAGUAAAAAAUGGAUUUUUGCCGAAUGCUGUAGUUGCAAGUGCCCUCGUAGACAUGUAUGCAAAAUGUGGAAGCAUACACAAGGCACGUGAACUGUUCGACAACAUGCCUCAAAGAAAUGUGAUCUCAUGGAAUGCUAUGAUUACAGGAUAUGCACAAAAUGGCUUUUGCAAAGAUGCUCUUAGAGUCUUUGAACUAAUGAAGCACUCUGGAACAAACCCUGACCAUGUAAGCUUCGCUUCUGUUUUACUGGCAUGCAGCUAUGUGGGUUUAGUGGAUGAGGGCUGUAAGUCCUUCAGUGACACAUGGGCAGGUGGGCUGAGGUUCAAAGAGUAAGAAGAUUGAUGAAUGAUAGAGGAAUAAAAAAGACACCUGGCUGUAGUUGGAUUGAAGGCCAUAAAAAGGUACAUGCUUUU